Camelina sativa (false flax) is the source of this 2466-nucleotide messenger RNA. Lineage: Eukaryota; Viridiplantae; Streptophyta; Magnoliopsida; Brassicales; Brassicaceae. The record is from RefSeq and is a predicted model, not a curated record.
CCUUAAAGGACGCUUAUAUUAUGGCUGAGUCACUUUUGUCUUUCGGCGUUCAGAAGGUUUGGGACCUCCUUGUCCGAGAAUCUGAACGACUUCAGGGAGUUAAUGACCAAUUCGACGAACUCAAAAGGGAUCUAAACUUGCUUAGAUCCUUUUUGGAAGAUGCAGAUGCUAAGAAGCAUGCAAGUGCAUUGGUGAGAAAUUGUGUUGAAGAGAUCAAAGAAAUUGUUUUUGAUACAGAGGAUAUAAUCGAAACAUUCCUUCUAAAGGAAGAGCUUGUAAAAAUAAAUAGCAUCAAGAAGAAAUGUUUGAGAGGACUUUCUUGCAUUAGAAUGGACCAUAGGAAAAUUGCUUUAGAUAUGGGAGGUAUAAGUAAGAGAAUCUCCAAGGUGAUUCGUGAUAUGCAGAGUUUUGGAGUGCAACAGAUGAUUUUCGAUGGCAGCAAGUAUUCAAAUCCUCUACAAGAAAGAGAAAGGGAGAUGCGAAAAACAUUUCCGAGCAAUAACGAAAACGAGCUUGUGGGGUUGGAGGAGAAUGUUAAUAAAUUGGUUGGCAAUUUGGUGAAGGAAGAUAGCAUUCAAGUAGUUUCUAUAACUGGGAUGGGCGGUAUCGGUAAAACUACACUUGCUCGACAAGUUUUUAAUCAUGAAAUGGUUAAAAACCAUUUUGAUGGCGUUGCGUGGGUGUGUAUUUCGCAACAGUUCACACGGACAUAUGUGUGGCAAACGAUCUUGCAACAGCUUAGUUCAAAACAUGAUAAGCAUGUAGAGACAAAUAUGAAUGAAGAAGACCUCCAAGAAAAGCUCUUUCAAUUGUUGGAAACUAGAACUUCUUUGAUCAUCCUAGAUGACAUGUGGAGAGAAGAAGAUUGGGACAGAAUAAAGCCUGUGUUUCCACCCAAAAAAGGAUGGAAGGUACUACUUACUUCACGCAACGUGAACGUUGGAAUACAUGCAGAUCCUACGUGUGUCACUUUCAAACCAGGAUACCUAACCUCUGAUGAAAGUUGGACACUUUUUCGAAGGAUAGCAUUUCCUAGGAAAGAGACAACAAUGGAGUUUAAAGUUGAUGUCGAAUUCGAAGAGAUGGGUAGGCAAAUGAUAAAUCAUUGUGGAGGAUUACCAUUGGCUGUUAAGGUGUUAGGAGGGUUGUUAGCUUCCCAACACACAUUAAGUGAGUGGAAAAGGAUAUCUCAUAAUAUUAAAUCCAACAUUAUUGGAGAGACUAGCUUCAAUGACAGAAAUAUCAGCUCUGUUUAUCAUAUUUUGUAUCUGAGCUUUGAAGAGCUGCCUAUUUAUUUGAAGCACUGCUUUCUCUACCUUGCCCAUUUCCCAGAAGAUCAUCCAAUACGGGUUUGGGAUUUGUCCUAUUAUUGGGCAGCAGAAGGAAUACCAAGACCAAUGGUUUACAAAGGAGCAACCAUUGAAGAGGUCGGAGAUGGAUAUGUAGAAGAACUGGUCAAGAGACACAUGGUUAAACGAGAUGUUAGUUACUUGGGAUUCGAAACAUGUCACAUGCAUGACAUGAUGAGAGAAGUUUGUCUACGUAAAGCUGAAGAAGAGAAUUUUGUACACGUGGUUGAUACUACAAACUCUCAAUCUCCUUGUAAAUCUCGGAGGAUGGCGGUACACUGGCUUGAUGAAACAUAUGAUCCAGAAGCAGAGUUGGUGAAUCCAAAACUUAGAUCUCUCUUGUUUAUCUGGAACCAGGUUUCUGGUUCUCAUGCGGGAUCAAGUUUAUGGUUUACGAGGCUACAAUUGAUUAGGAUUUUAGAUCUCUCUAGAGUUGAUUUUGGAGAGGAAGUACCCUCUAGCAUUGGAAAGCUCAUCCACUUGAGAUAUUUGAGUUUAUAUGAUGCAAAGUUAACUCAUCUACCUUCUUCUAUGCGGAAUCUGAAGCAGAUGAUCUAUUUCAACCUAACGACACGUAGUUCGCCCUACAUCCCUAAUAUCCUGAAUGAGAUGCGAGGAUUGGCAUAUCUUUCUCUUCCGCGGACGAUGCAUGAUAAGACAAAGUUGGAAAUGGGUAAUCUAGUCAACAUGGAGAUGUUGGUGAAUUUCUCAACAAAGCAUAGCAGUGCGAAAGAUCUUCAAAGAAUGACAAAGCUACGGCAUCUUGUGCUUUAUAACGAUGGCCAAGGGUGUACUAGAGAAACUCUAGAUUCAUCUAUCCCAAGUGAAUUGAGAUGCUUUGGAUAUUAUAAGAUCGACGAUAAAGAGAUGGAUGGGUGUUGAAAGAUGAUUAUAUUCACUGGGUUACAAUCAUAACUCUAGUACUUUGCUGAUUCAUAGAGCUGAGACAUGUCAUUCGUGCACUAGUAUACAAUUCUCUUUGUGUUUGUCUUUUAUUCUGUUUGGCUUGAAUUCUAUAAUCUUUAUCUCUGUAUGUAACUUUGUAAGUUUAUAACUUUGCUAACUGCUUUGAAUUUGUGACUAUUUCCUGCAAUGACCAUAAAUUAUAUUCACUCCA